Molecule: messenger RNA, 803 nt
Organism: Abrus precatorius (Indian licorice)
Lineage: Eukaryota; Viridiplantae; Streptophyta; Magnoliopsida; Fabales; Fabaceae
Product: translationally-controlled tumor protein homolog
Exons: 5
Coding region: 66-569 (167 amino acids)
Cellular component (GO): cytoplasm
Molecular function (GO): calcium ion binding
Source: RefSeq, a predicted model, not a curated record
GUCACUCGCACCCUCUUUCAAAGCCGAAAACUCUUUCCACGCGAGCCGAGAGAAUCUGUGCAAACAUGUUGGUUUACCAGGACCUCCUCACAGGUGAUGAGCUUCUCUCGGACUCCUUCCCUUACAAGGAAAUUGAGAAUGGAUUGUUAUGGGAAGUUGAUGGAAAGUGGGUUGUUAAAGGAGCAGUUGAUGUAGACAUUGGUGCAAACCCUUCUGCCGAGGGUGGAGAAGAUGAGGGUGUUGAUGAUCAAGCUGUUAAGGUUGUUGACAUUGUUGACACAUUCAGACUUCAGGAGCAACCUGCUUUUGACAAGAAGCAGUUUGUGGCCUUCAUUAAGAGGUAUAUCAAGUUGUUGACACCCAAACUUGAUGAAGAGAAACAAAGGCUUUUUAAAAAGCACAUUGAGGGAGCAACUAAAUUCCUGCUCUCCAAGAUCAGUGAUCUUCAAUUCUUUGUUGGGGAGAGCAUGCACGAUGAUGGUGUCUUGGUGUUUGCCUACUACAAAGAUGGCGCUACUGAUCCCACAUUUCUGUACUUUGCAUAUGGUUUGAAGGAGGUGAAGUGCUAGGCGACGUAUACCUGGUUGGGGAGUUUGAUGUUUUUGCACUCUGUAGUCUAACAUCGUCUCAUAUACUUUUCUUUUACAUUUUACCUGGGAAAUUCCCUUGGUAUUUUGGUUUUAUGGUAUUAUUUAUUGUUAUGAUUAGACAAACUGACAGUUGUUAAGUGGGAGGCUCCUGUGCUUAAUUCCCAUCAAAUUUUCUUUAUCAAUUGAGUAGACGUCAAUCACGUCAUAUUUUGU